AUGAAGUAUGAUCCGAAGACAAACAGUGCCACCGUGUUGCAAUCCGGCAUCACCUACCCCAACGGCCUUGCCAUUAGCGGGCUCGUCGUCGCUCUAACGGGGCCGUGGAAGUUACGUAGGUAUGGGAUCAAGAGUCCUAAGACGGGCACGUCGGAGCCACUCGCCGGUCUGCCGGGGUAUCCUGACAAUGUAAGAGCCGAUGGCAAAGGUGGAUUUUGGGUGGCGCUACAUCGGGAGAAGUUGGAAUUGCCAUUUGGUCCGGACAGCUAUCUGCUCGCCGUGAGGAUCAAUGCCGAUGGACAAAUAGUCCAAGUGAUGAGAGGACCAAAGGGUAUAAGGCCGAAUGAGGUGGUGGAGAGGGAAGGCGGCAAGCAGUAUAUGGAGCUCAGUGGAACAACCCUAUGUCGCCGUAGUUAG
Panicum virgatum (switchgrass) is the source of this 417-nucleotide messenger RNA. Its product is annotated as protein STRICTOSIDINE SYNTHASE-LIKE 10-like. NCBI's taxonomy places the organism in Eukaryota, Viridiplantae, Streptophyta, Magnoliopsida, Poales, Poaceae. The record is from RefSeq and is a predicted model, not a curated record. The coding region runs from base 1 to 417 and encodes 138 amino acids. The transcript has a single exon.